CGUGCUCAUCGUCAUCUACCACUCUUCCUCUCGCCGCUGCACAUCCCGUCUGAACCAUGCUACAACAGCGAUUGUCUCGAUCCCUUCAAGCGCUUGCGCGCCAGCCGCAGCAGCACCAACCGCUCAUCAGAUUACCACGCAGCAACACCUCCUCCUCGCCAUUUGCCUUCAGAUCAUUCGCCCCAGUCGCAUCACAGAGAUUACCGGCGCGAAGAUGGUACUCGUCAGCGCAGGAAGCGGAGGCAAAAAAAGAGGAGCCAGCACAAGACUCAACGCCUGAACAGCAGAAGAAGGCGCAAGAAGCGACUAAGGAAGAUCCGGUGCAGAAGGAGUUGGAGGCGAAGAAGAGAGAGGUGAUUGACUUGACGGAUCGGUUAAAACGAUCCGUCGCAGAGUACCGUAAUCUCCAGGAACAAACCAAACGUGAAAUCCAAGCCGCCAAAGACUUUGCCCUCCAGCGCUUCUCCAAAGACCUUCUGGACUCUGUCGAUAAUCUCGAUCGUGCACUGAUCAACGUGCCUGCCGACAAGCUCGUUUCCGAGAAUCAAGACCUGGUUAAUCUGCACUCGGGCUUGAAGAUGACGGAAGACAUUCUCAUGCAGACGUUGAAGAAGCACGGGCUGGAGCGAUUCGAUCCCAGCGAGAAGGGGGAGAAGUUUGAUCCCAACAAGCAUGAGGCUGUCUUCCAGACGCCCAUGAAGGAUAAGGAGGACGGGACGGCGUUCCACACCCAAUCGAAGGGCUUCUUGUUGAACGGGAGAGUCAUACGGCCUGCCAAGGUUGGUGUGGUGAAGAACUCAUAGGCAAGGCUUGGAGUAUGUCGUCUGGGUUCGUGGGACGGAACCCCAACACAUCGCAUCCGACCUCGAGUGGUCGACCAUCUAGAUACGAUGCUGAAAGCGGCAUCGUAACACUGUAUAAAUUCUCCUCUUUCGCGGCGUAGAUGCGCAAGACAGCAUAGCAGCGGCGCCAUGUACGAUAGGUUUUGAGAACGAGAAGCGCAGAUCUCAAUUCACCACUUCCAGC
This is a messenger RNA of Neohortaea acidophila, 1026 nucleotides long. RefSeq names its product mitochondrial co-chaperone-like protein GrpE. The coding region runs from base 57 to 803 and encodes 248 amino acids. Gene Ontology annotation, molecular function: protein-folding chaperone binding; adenyl-nucleotide exchange factor activity; protein homodimerization activity. Gene Ontology annotation, cellular component: PAM complex, Tim23 associated import motor. NCBI's taxonomy places the organism in Eukaryota, Fungi, Ascomycota, Dothideomycetes, Mycosphaerellales, Teratosphaeriaceae. The transcript has 3 exons. The record is from RefSeq and is a predicted model, not a curated record. Gene Ontology annotation, biological process: protein import into mitochondrial matrix; protein folding.